AUGUCGCGCUGCGACAGUUUCCGAUUGGCAGCUCCCUCCGAAUGCUCAUUACAGAGCAAAGCUCGGAUCGACGCCUUGUUCGAGGAUUCGCGUUCGGUGUGCAGCUCAAGCUGGUGCACGUCCACGAGCCUCGUACCUCGUAACGUCGGAUGUUGCACUGCUGCAGAUGAAGAGCAGCAACGUCGAGUUAAUAGUGCCGUACAAGCGCGCAUCGAAGCUAUGUUCGCUUCGGUCGAAGCUGAAAGUUCUACACCCGGAGAAUGCGCUGCUGCAGUGCUACCGGUAAAAUACAUGGGUGCAGCCACAGUAGGCGGACGUGUAGCAUCAGUACGCGGUUUACAGGAGCCACUGCGUCAACUGGUAGAACGAAUCGGCGACUCAGUGAACGCUGAACUUGAAGUCUCACGGCGUGGUCUCACAUACCGUACUAGCGAAGUACAUGAAAAAAAUAAUCCUUUCCGCAGAAUUGCUGUGUGGAGUGCCUUGAAACUCCAGACUCGGCGUCGUCCAAACUCGAACAAUUCAGAAGACUUGCUAUACGCCUUCGUACCCCUAGUGGCUGACGAGAUUCCAAUGAUAAACAACGAAGAUCGUCACACAGAUCUCUACCGUACGAUGCGUGGCUUGGCAAAGAACGCAGAAGAUUACCCGCCAAUCUUUGCGGUGGUGAUGCGUCGUCCAGGAGCAGCUCGCUUACUAGAGUGUCACGCGUUCGCUUGUCGCUGCGAUGAAGAUGCGAUUGCUGCUGCGGCUACUCUUUAUCGUGCUUUACUGGCCGAUCUCGAAGCAACUGCAAGGAGACCCAGACAGAACAAUGGACUUGGCUGUGUGAGCUUAGCGUCGGUGGUGUCAAGCACCAGGGAAACUAGUCCUGCUAGGAGCAGAAGGUGUUCCGUGUUCCGAGAGAAUAGAGCUGGUCAUGUACUUAUUGAAAAGGUGCCGCCCCCGCCACCCCCACCUCCAUCCCUUGGUCGUCCGGUAAGACCACCACGAUCGAAGAAGAGUUCAGUUAGCAGUGUGAACACAGAAGAUGAGCUUAGUUCAUCAACAGUAACUCCCAUAAAUGUCAGCGAUGUCAUUGAAAAAAAUGGUCGUCCACGAAAAAAGAAAAAUUCAGAUAUCAAGGCUGAAGAUGUACUCGAGGCACGCCACCGUCGACUUUCGUUAUCCAAGGAUUUUAAUAUAAACGAGUCGAAAGCUUUAGCUAAUUCUUCUGGUUCACUGUCUGCCAACGAAACGAGCCAAGAAAGGCGUAUGAAUGCCAAGAAUAAAAUUUACGGUUCUCGAAGUUUGAACAGUCAGGUUUUACUGGGAGGGACGCAGGUCAUUGAGAAAAUGAACAAAGAGAAUAAAUUCUACAAUGAAAAAUUGCCGUCAAGUGAUCGCACACGUAGCGGUUUCUAUGACUUCGAAUUUUCGAAUGAGAAUAGCCUGUACGAAAGUACCCGAAUCUAUGCGAAGACUUGCAUUGCUGAAAUGAAGCUAAGCGAUCAACGUAUUUAUGAAGCAGCCCGUCCAUCCAAUAGUUCAACAGCUAGUUCAUCAACAUUACGCCGGGAUUCUUAUGCAGCGAGGCCACCUCCUUCACCUUAUCACAUUGAAAAUAUAUCGAACUAUGCUGGACAGCGUCGACGUAGUAUCAACUCCACUGGGCAUUGCGAUCAUUUCCGCGAUGUUGAUAAAAUUUACAGCUUAAACUCGGAAGAAAUUUAUGACGAAAUGAAUACCAAUAAACACGGUAUUAAACGGAUGGAAAAUAGGCUGAUUGAUCAUAAAAGAGCCAGCAGACAAACGCCAGCAAGCAUGCGAAGUAGUAUCUCCGAACAUUCUUCUUGUUCCUCCAAACGACUCAAUCGAGUUUCUACAAUGGAUCGACCAAUACGCAAAUCAGGCAAUGAAACUCGAAAGCAUGCCACAUCGACUACACCACACCAACACAAGCUUCAGCAACAUCAGCAAGAGCGCAGGCGAAGUCGUGCCGGCAGUGAACCACCUACGUCCCGAAUCGAAGCUACAGCAGCUCAAACGUCUGCAAUGCUGAAACGCUCUCAAAGUGACGUUGAUGUGGAUAAAGGUGAUUUGUUAACCAGAGUAGAACUACCCAGAAGAGGAAGUUUCUUAAAACCCGAAAGCUUGAGAAAAAGAGAUGGAAUCGAGGGUGGAAAUAGCAGUACACCGCUUGGAUUUACCGAAUUAUUUGAUGAAUUUAGAAACCAAGAAGGAUUGACCAGUGUUGACGACAUUCUUGCUGCCAUUAUCGAUCCAGAAGGCAUGUCAUUUAAUGAUUUGAAACCUCUGUACAAAGAAUUUCUUCUUAAAUUAGCAGCAACUCUCACACAGGAUGAAUUAUAUCAGCGCUCUGCAAGUAUAAUGCGUCGACGUCGUCGACCGCAGCGCCGACGUUCAAGUCGUGCGAGUAAUCGCCCUGCACGUUUGCUUCGCCGAGCAAUAAAACGCUCGGUAUCUAGACUCAAAAGUAGCAGCACCGCGCCGACCGAAUUCACCUCUGUUAUCUACCCGGCGAGAAAGUUAAAUGACCGCGGUAGUUAUGGAAGCUCGUCUUCGUGUAAUGUUACCAAAGGAGGACACAGGCACAAGGGUAGUAAAGUGUUGGCGAGCAAGCUGGUCAGAAGAUCUACGACAAGAUGCAGUAGCUCAAAGAGCAGGAUUGGACAGACUACGUCUGAGGACAGCGAUACUUGUCGAAGAGCAAAUCGCAGCUUACUUGCAGCAAAUCGUAGCAGCAGCGGUUAUGUCAGCUGCAGCGAGUGCAGUUACGAUUCUGAAUCAUGUACAUGUAUAUCGGCGGAUAAAUGCUACUGCUCGCUAUCGCGUAGCAGUAAGACACCUCAAGAUGCUCAGCCAAUACCUCCGCCUCCCAUGACAAUGUGCUCGUGCGAUACAGACAGUUGCUCCGAAAGCAACAAAUGUUACUGUGCGAGAAGACCGAAGAUACAUCAACAGCAGCACAAGCAACCAAGUAUUUUAGAACAGUUAAGGCAAAAAGGUAUCGUACCAUCAGACGGUACCUUGAGCAGAGGCGUAAGUCCUGAUAGAAGUAAGACAUCGAGAACUAUUAGUAAAUGUCUGGCUUCAUCGAAGAGUUUGGAAUAUCUGAGGAUACGGUCGUCGUCAGUACGUGGAAGCGCCGAUAAUCUCGCACUUGACUACGACCUUUUCCGACCAGGAGGCAAUAGCCGACGUCGUUCUUCGCAAUGUUCAUCGGGCAGCGAGAAAGUCUUGGUAGUUAGUGCAAGAGAUCCUCAAGGUCGAUUAAUUUACGUCGGCGGUACCGAAAGCGGCGAUGUUAAAGAUUCUUCUCGUCGUGGCCAGAGUAAAAAAAAACGUAACCAUGGAAAUGCUGUACCUGGACAUCACGAGGCGCUGUCAAUUAAGAAAAGUGCUGAAAUUGCAGCGGUCUUUGGUGGACAACACAGACUAGGCAGAAGAACUAGCAGUGCUUCGAGCUUAAAAAGUUCAAUUAGCCUUGAGGCUGGCUUGGGAUAUUUACCUUGA
Molecule: messenger RNA, 3516 nt
Organism: Phymastichus coffea
Lineage: Eukaryota; Metazoa; Arthropoda; Insecta; Hymenoptera; Eulophidae
Exons: 10
Coding region: 1-3516 (1171 amino acids)
Source: RefSeq, a predicted model, not a curated record